UUGAAGUUGGCCAGUUUCACUCUUUAUGUGAGAGUAGAACUGUUCAGUGAUCAAUUUAGACCCCCAUUUCUUUUUCUUAUUCUAACAGAUGUUGUACUUUGCUAUGUUUAAUUUUAUUUUGUACCUUUUCUUAUUGUUGUUGCUCCAAAUUCCCAUACCCAUCAAUCAUGGCCUUAUCUUCUACUUGCUUUUGUCAUUCCCAAUUCUCACUCAAGAUGGACAGCUGGACACCUGCUCUGUCAUCAAAUAUCCUAUGUUAUAUCAGGAGGAACCAGCCUCCAGCCUCCACACUUAAAACAAUAAACCCUGACCUUUUAAGUCAACAAGUUCGGAAACAAAGAACCAAGCAUGGCAAUGAGUGGAGUUUCCUCGGAGGAUCAAGAGUAAUGUGUCAGCCUAACCUCCAAAUUCUUCCACAAAGAAGAAGCUACAGAGUGUCUGCUAUGUGGUUGCCUAGUUCUCAAGUAGCUAGUAGUGUCUUUACGCUAGGAACAGCAGGCGUUCUUCCGUUUUACACCCUCAUGGUUGCAGCACCUAAAGCUGAACUUACCAGAAAAUUGAUGGAAAGUGCCAUACCAUAUGUUGUGCUUGGACUUCUGUACGCUUAUCUGUUGCACCUGUCUUGGACACCAGAUACAAUUCGGCUGAUAUUUGCUAGUAAAUACUGGCUUCCAGAGCUGUCUGGUAUAGCAAAGAUGUUCUCCAGUGAGAUGACAUUAGCAUCUGCUUGGAUUCACCUAUUGGCUGUAGAUCUUUUUGCUGCAAGGCAGGUUUAUCAUGAUGGUUUGCAAAAUGGUGUUGAAACGCGGCAUUCUGUGUCUCUCUGCUUGCUAUUUUGCCCCAUUGGAAUUGUUAUUCAUCUCUUCACCAAAGCUGUACAAAGUAGUGCAGAAAAAACAGUGCCGAGAACUCACUGACAGAGAUUUAACAAUUUUUGCCUGUUUUUGACUAAUGUAACAGUGAACAAAGUGUAAUUUUCAUUCAACUACAUAUAAGUAUGCAAGUUGUAUAUCAUUGAUCCAACACUGCUUGAAGCAGUUGAAAAUCGAAA
Messenger RNA from Solanum dulcamara, 1051 nucleotides. Its product is annotated as protein ABA DEFICIENT 4, chloroplastic. The record is from RefSeq and is a predicted model, not a curated record. The transcript is spliced from 6 exons. NCBI's taxonomy places the organism in Eukaryota, Viridiplantae, Streptophyta, Magnoliopsida, Solanales, Solanaceae. Bases 168 to 917 code for a protein of 249 amino acids.